This is a messenger RNA of Brassica oleracea var. oleracea, 816 nucleotides long. RefSeq lists its product as uncharacterized. The record is from RefSeq and is a predicted model, not a curated record. The transcript has a single exon. Lineage: Eukaryota; Viridiplantae; Streptophyta; Magnoliopsida; Brassicales; Brassicaceae. Bases 88 to 708 code for a protein of 206 amino acids.
UCUAUAAAUAUACACACUUACGUCUUCCUGGAUCCUGUCCUAACACACACUUAACCCUCUCCUUCUCUUCGAUCCUAUCUUCACAUAAUGGGAAACUACGCUUCUUGCGCUCUAGGCAACACAACCUCUUCUUUUUCUUCUUCUUCCUCUUCAAAAGUGAUUCUCCCAGACGGUGAAGUGCGUCACAUUCACGCGCCGACUAAAGCGGCUGAGCUUAUGAUGGAGAUUCCGAGCUUUUUUCUCGUCGACGCCGAAACAUUAAAGAUCGGUCGGAAACUUAACCCGUUAGCCGCCGACGACGAUCUCGAAACUAGAGGCUGUCACGUGUACGUCGCUUUUCCUAUGACGCGUGCCACGUCAGCAGCAAACGCUUCGGACAUGGCUCGGUUGUUUUUAGCCGCCAAGAAACAACAGCGCCGACGAGUCAGAACAGCCGUGAAACACUGUCACAACGGAAGGAUUUCGCCGGAGGGAGAGGAGGAUGUCAAGAUGGUAUCGGCGGGAUCUAAGCUGAUGAGUUUAGAAGACAUUGAUGAGUUUUCUGCGGCGGAGUUUAUGCAUAGAAUCUCGAUUUCGAAGUCUAAGAAACCGAAGCUGGAAACCAUAGCUGAAGAAGAAUCUCUCUUAAGCGGACUUGAAAUCAAACAAUUAUUGGAACUUGAUUUUUUCAACGCUUUUUUUAAUUUUAGUUAUUGUUCUUGUUUGUAGUGUUAUUGAGAAUGAGCAUGUAAUGAUAAAGUUCUUUAAUUUUAUGUAAAUGUAAAUUAGUAAUCUUAAGCUCUUAACCAUUAUUUUUAUAGUAUUUGUUUUUCAUCA